AUGGGAAACGUGUUCAGUGGCAUUUUUGGAAAGCUCUGGGGUGUCAAUAAGGAGAUUCGAAUUCUUUUAUUGGGAUUGGAUGGUGCUGGAAAGACAACUAUUCUUUACAUGUUGCAAAUGGGGGAAGUAAUAAAAACAAAACCUACUAUUGGCUUCAAUGUAGAAACACUAAAAUAUAAAAAUAUAUCGAUCAAUAUGUGGGAUUUAGGAGGUCAAACCAGUAUUAGACCUUACUGGAGAUGUUACUAUGCGGACACAGCGGCUGUUAUUUUCGUGGUUGAUUCCACCGACAAAGAGAGAUUAGAAACAGCUAGGGAUGAACUACAUACAAUGCUGAAGGAAGAAGAACUUUCUGACAGCGCCCUAUUAGUUUUUGCAAAUAAACAAGAUCAAGCUGGUGCUCUAGGAGCCUCGGAAGUCUCCAAAGCUUUGAAUUUGGUUGCAUUGAAAGAUCGAAGUUGGAGUAUCGUGGCAAGUAGUGCGAUCAAGGGUGAAGGUUUGACCGAAGGUUUAGACUGGCUGAUAGAUGUCAUAAAGGAGGAGCAGAUGUAG
Molecule: messenger RNA, 552 nt
Organism: Komagataella phaffii GS115
Lineage: Eukaryota; Fungi; Ascomycota; Pichiomycetes; Pichiales; Pichiaceae
Product: Soluble GTPase with a role in regulation of membrane traffic
Exons: 1
Coding region: 1-552 (183 amino acids)
Biological process (GO): vesicle-mediated transport; intracellular protein transport
Cellular component (GO): cytoplasm; Golgi apparatus
Molecular function (GO): GTP binding; GTPase activity
Source: RefSeq, a predicted model, not a curated record